Mauremys mutica (yellowpond turtle) is the source of this 2133-nucleotide messenger RNA. It is a transcript of the gene RSL24D1, whose product is annotated as ribosomal L24 domain containing 1. Bases 70 to 561 code for a protein of 163 amino acids. NCBI's taxonomy places the organism in Eukaryota, Metazoa, Chordata, Testudines, Geoemydidae. The record is from RefSeq and is a predicted model, not a curated record. Gene Ontology annotation, cellular component: nucleolus. Gene Ontology annotation, biological process: ribosomal large subunit biogenesis. The transcript has 6 exons.
UCGGUCACUUCCUGCGCGGCGCGGCGUGGCCAGGCGGCUGGGUGCCGGGAAGGUUCAGUCGGCAGCAAGAUGCGUAUCGAGAAAUGUUACUUCUGCUCCGGGCCCAUCUACCCGGGACACGGGCUCAUGUUCGUGCGGAACGACUGCAAGGCCUUCAGAUUCUGCAGAUCAAAAUGCCACAAAAACUUUAAAAAGAAACGAAAUCCCAGAAAGGUCAGGUGGACCAAAGCCUUCCGGAAAGCAGCUGGUAAAGAACUAACAGUGGAUAAUUCAUUUGAGUUUGAAAAACGAAGAAACGAGCCACUGAAAUACCAGAGAGAGCUAUGGAGCAAAACUGUUGAUGCAAUGAAGAGAGUGGAAGAGAUCAAACAAAAACGCCAAGCUAAAUUUAUCAUGAACAGAUUAAAGAAGAGCAAAGAGCUGCAGAAGGCACAAGACAUCAAAGAAGUCAAGCAAAACAUACACCUUGUUCGGGCUCCACAUGCAGGCAAAGCAAAACGGCUGGAGGAGAAAAUGGUACAGAAACUGCAAGAGGAUGUAGCUAUGGAAGAAGAGUCUUAAAAACCUUGUCCUUGUUUUCCUUCUAUUUUUACCUCCUCAACUUACCGUUUUUUGACUCUCCAGAGUUCUGACUUGUGCAUUAUUGAUUCAUUUGACGUUUGUUCAUUGAAAUGAAAGGUGAUUAAACACACCCUAGAUGCACAUCGUGUGUGUGUGUGUGAGUGAAGCACCAGACAUUCUGUUUGAUUACAUCUUUUAAGGGAAGGUACUCUCAAUUCUUUAUUGGGAGAAAAAUACACUUUACUGAGCAGAAGUUAUUUUGCAAGUCAUCCAAUACUGUUUGUAAUCAUAAAAAUGAGUAAUUGGCAUGAACCAGCUGUCCUGCAGAUAAUGUUUUUGGACAAUACUUUUUGUAAUUCUGUAAUUAUACAAAACCUUAUCAGUGAUGCAUAACACAAAGCCUUUCAUUUGAGAUGAUAUAUACCUCUUUAUUGUCCAGGGAGGGACAGUGUAAUUACCUUUUUAUCUAGCUAAUAAUUCAAGGUAUAAUUGGCUUCAGUGGAAGUUUUCCUCAGUAGACUUUGGCCCAAGGCUUUUCUAGUUUGGUAUGCCAUACCCCUCCAGUGGUGGGUAAAUUGCACCUUUGCACCUACAAGGGAUGGCAGAAUCACAUUUUAUCUAUAUUUACUGCAGUGGAGCAUUAGCUUUUUACUGUAUCCCACUAGGGGAAAAUAGACUGCUUAAAAUGUAACAACGGAAAGGGUUUUUGUGUGUUUUUUCUUUCCAUAUUUAAAAGAACUCUUCUUGAUUUAGCAUAGUCUAUUAGAGCAGCUAACACCGAUGCAAGUUUUGCCGUUUGGAGAAGGCUGCUGAUAGAAUGGUGGCUUCCAGUUUGGAGACUGGAACCAUCACCUGUAUAACCACUGGAACUCAAAUCUGUGCCACAAAACCAGGCUAGUUCAAACAUGCAAUAAAUCUAACUUUUUACCAUGUAUAAUGUAACUUAACGCUUUAGUAAUUAUGUUGACAGAAAAGUUGUUUUAAAGUAUAGGUAUGUUGCAUAUUCAUAGUAGUAUUUUCUUCAUCCAAAGUGUUAUCAGUGUUGCACUCAGAUAAAUAACUUUCAAUGGACAACUGUUUAUCUACACCAGGGUUUCUCAAACAGGGGUUGCCGCUUGUGUAGGGAAAGCCCCUGGCAGGCCGGGCCGGUGUAUUUACCUGCCGCAUCCGCAGGUCCGGCUGGUUGCGGGUCCCACUGGCCACUUGCAUCACCUCCCGUUGGCCCAGAGCCACGAUCGGCUGGACCUGCGGAUGGGGCAGGUAAACACACUGGCCUGGUGCGCCAGGGGCUUUCCCCACACAAGCGGUGACCCUUGUUUGAGAAACCCUGAUGUACACCGUGAUUAGGGAAGCCUUUCAAAAACACUUAAGUAUUAUUUACUUUCUUGUCACUGCUAAUUACACUGAAAAAUCAUAAUCUGCAGUUUCAUUCCUGAUAUGAGUAGGAGGUAAAUUCAAUUGGAAAACUACCUUAUUUCAAAAAUGUAUAUAUGCUGUUUGUUUUAAAUUAAAAUAGAAUUACAGUUCAUACAUUCAAAAAGAGACUCUGGGGAAAACUGAUGUGCAUGGAUU